AUGCGGGACGUGGGCGUGGUCUUCCUCUGUCUGGCUCGUGCCUAUCACAUCUGGUUGGUCGAGCUCAGAUCACGUCAGGGUCACGCCCGGGAGAUCACGCCAGUAGGUCGAGGACAGGUCACGGACUUUGACAAUCGGGACUUUGACAAUAGGGACUUUGACAAUCGGGACUUUGACAAUAGGGACAUUGACCAUAGGGACUUUGACAAUCGGGACUUUGACAAUAGGGACAUUGACCAUAGGGACUUUGACCAUCGGGACAUUGACCAUAGUGACUUUGAAAAUAGGGACUUUGACAAUCGGGACUUUGACAAUCGGGACAUUGACCAUAGGGACUUAGACAGUAGGGACUUAGUAUCUCUUGACAAAACCCCUGAGGUAUCUCUUGACAAAACCCCUGAGGUAUCUCUUGACAAAACCCCUGAGGUAUCUUUUGACAAAACCCCUGAGGUAUCUUUUGACAAAACCCCUGAGGUAUCUUUUGACAAAACCCCUGAGGUAUCUUUUGACAAAACCCCUGAGGUAUCUUUUGACAAAACCCCUGAGGUAUCUUUUGACAAAACCCCUGAGGUAUCUUUUGACAAAACCCCUGAGGUAACUCUUGACAAAACCUCUGAGCCGUCCCUGUUGCAGUUUGACCGCUGUAUCAAGACUCUGCAGGACGCCCAAUCAACGGACUUCGUGCACUCAGAUAUCCGCUGGGGGCUGUCACAGUUAGAACAGGGGCUGUCACAGUUAGAACAGGGGCUGUCACAGUUAGAACAGGGGCUGUCACAGUUAGAACAGGGGCUGUCACAGUUAGAACAGGAGCUGUCACAGUUAGAACAGGGUCUGUCACAGUUAGAACAGGGGCUGUCACAGUUAGAACAGGGGCUGUCACAGUUAGAACAGGGACUGUCACAGUUAGAACAGGAGCUGUCACAGUUAGAACAGGGGCUGUCACAGUUAGAACAGGGGCUGUCACAGUUAGAACAGGGGCUGUCACAGUUAGAACAGGAGCUGUCACAGUUAGAACAGGGUCUGUCACAGUUAGAACAGGGGCUGUCACAGUUAGAACAGGGGCUGUCACAGUUAGAACAGGGACUGUCACAGUUAGAACAGGAGCUGUCACAGUUAGAAUAG
Molecule: messenger RNA, 1122 nt
Organism: Physella acuta
Lineage: Eukaryota; Metazoa; Mollusca; Gastropoda; Physidae
Product: aspartic and glutamic acid-rich protein-like
Source: RefSeq, a predicted model, not a curated record